AUGUCGCUCUAUUACGAGCAGUGCUGGGCUAUACUCAGUACCAUUGGAGUGGCCAAUGUCCUCUAUGGUCUGGUGGUCAUUAGCAUCACCAAGUAUACGCCCGUCGUCUGGAUUCCAAUCAUUGUCAGCAUUGCUUGUGCAAUCGCGAAUGGACUGUGUUAUUAUGCCUUUUACGCCGAUUACCCCGUCGUCAACAAGGCAAUCGCAUCUGGAUUUGCUGAUUUCUUUUGGCUGAUACAGGAAGUUGGGAUCUCAUUCUACGGCUAUGCCAUUUUGAUACGCCUCUUGAAUCGACAAAGUCGCGCUGCCUUUCAGGCCAUAUUCUGGGCAAUAGCCCUCGCCAUCACGGCCAUCCGAGCAGCAAUCCUCGUCGGCCGCGUCAAAAUCACCCUGGUCCCGGAUUCAGACUUUCGGAGGGUCGUCAACUACUUGCAUGUCGGCUACUUUACCCUCAUUGCCCUGCUCGAGUGUAUCAGCGCCUUCUUUCUACUGCGCGAGUUUUCAUCAGCUCGGAGGGCAUCCAAGGACGCUGCACUCUCUGGGAGCCUGCUGCAGCAUCUGAUGAGAGGAACCGAAACGCGUGUGGCAUCGCUGGCACUUGUUGGUAUAUCCAGAGCCAUUGCAUACAUCUUCAACCAAUCCCUUCCCGAGGCUUUAACGACUGCUGGGCAAGUGGAUCGAUUCUUCUAUACGUUGGAAUGCUUGUUUCCAAUGAUGAUAUAUAUCGAUAUACUAGCUUGCAAGAUCAAGUUUAGUGAUCACUGUUCGGUAGAGAUGCCGCAAAUGGGCAGUGCGCAAUCUGCCGAGGGGGUCUGGGAUGGAAUACGCGUAGCCAACCAACACGCAUCGAGGAGACCAGUCAGCGGCAGCACCAGCACUUUGGCGGAGCAGCACCUGGUGAAAAAACAACCUCACAUGACAACUACGUUCAACUUUUCGAGGGAUAUUACUCGCAAGAAACCCAUCGAAUUCACCAUGUACGACGACUCAUCGAGUGUCCAAGGGGUGUGUUACAACAUGACGCCGAGUCUUAGUUGA
Pestalotiopsis fici W106-1 is the source of this 1038-nucleotide messenger RNA. RefSeq lists its product as uncharacterized. Lineage: Eukaryota; Fungi; Ascomycota; Sordariomycetes; Amphisphaeriales; Sporocadaceae. The transcript is spliced from 3 exons. The record is from RefSeq and is a predicted model, not a curated record. The coding region runs from base 1 to 1038 and encodes 345 amino acids.